UUAUUAAAGUUUGUACAUCCUUCUUUCCAGUACUAUGCUGAAUCUCAUGCUGUGAUCUACAUUAUUGACUCUUCAGAUAAGGAAAGGUUAGAAGAAUCAAAGUCUGCUUUUGGUAAAGAUUUUGUUUCGUUUUUAACCUAUAUAAUCUUACAGGACUGUAUGAGUGUACGAGAUAUUAGACAAGUGCUCAGAGAAAGUGCUCAUCUACUUGGAAGAAGAGACUGUCACAUGUUAGGUGCCUCAGCACUUAGAGGUGAUGGAAUCCAUGAUGGAAUAGAGUGGUUGGUAGAAUGUGUUAAAAGAAAUAUUGUACGGCCUGCAAAACGAUUGGACGAUUCAUAAUAUAUUAGGUUUCAAGAUUCUUUUGGUGUGAAGAGAGAUAGUUGUUGGUUUCACUUGUCACAUGUUCACAUUUUGUUGUGUAAUUUUUUUAACAUGAUCAAUAAAAUGAAUAAUCAGAUUCGCUUGUUAUAAAUAGAAACUUAA
This is a messenger RNA of Limulus polyphemus (Atlantic horseshoe crab), 486 nucleotides long. Its product is annotated as ADP-ribosylation factor-related protein 1-like. Gene Ontology annotation, molecular function: GTP binding; GTPase activity. Gene Ontology annotation, cellular component: Golgi apparatus. The record is from RefSeq and is a predicted model, not a curated record. Gene Ontology annotation, biological process: intracellular protein transport; Golgi to plasma membrane protein transport; protein localization to organelle. NCBI's taxonomy places the organism in Eukaryota, Metazoa, Arthropoda, Merostomata, Xiphosura, Limulidae. The annotation marks the transcript as partial. The transcript is spliced from 3 exons.